AUGGCAGCGCCGACCGAAAAGGAGAAAAUGCUUCGAGGGGAGCUGUACCGCGCCUUUACCCCUGAGCUGACCGCAGCCCGACGCCGGUGCCAACGCGCGACCCAUCGGUACAACAACGCAGGCGAGGAAGUCUCGCGUCGACGCCUGGUGGAGCUGUGGAGAGACAUCGUUGAGGACCCGACCCCGCUGCCGCCCCAGCUCGAUGACCCCGCGCAGGACGAGGCCCUAUUCGAGCGAGAGCCGUGGAUCGAACCGCCCAUUCGGAUGGACUACGGGUUCAAUGUGAAGGUGGGCGAGGGCUCGUUCAUCAACUACAACUGUUCUAUCGUCGAUACGUGUCUGGUGACGAUCGGCGCGCGGACGAUAAUGGGCCCCAACGUCAGUAUGUAUAGCGGCAGGCACCCGCUGGAUCCGGCAGUGCGGAACGGUCUGGAAGGGCCAGAGACAGGCCAGGAGAUCCAUAUCGGCGAGGACUGCUGGAUUGCUGGCAAUGUCACAAUCCUACAGGGCGAUGUUCCUGCUUUCCAUUUGGCUUUUGGCAAUCCAGCCCGAGUCAUCCGCAAGAUCGAAACGACCAUGACAGAGUGA
Messenger RNA from Penicilliopsis zonata CBS 506.65, 588 nucleotides. RefSeq lists its product as hypothetical. The record is from RefSeq and is a predicted model, not a curated record. Lineage: Eukaryota; Fungi; Ascomycota; Eurotiomycetes; Eurotiales; Aspergillaceae. Gene Ontology annotation, molecular function: acetyltransferase activity. The transcript is spliced from 3 exons. The coding region runs from base 1 to 588 and encodes 195 amino acids.